Molecule: messenger RNA, 1419 nt
Organism: Saccharomyces paradoxus
Lineage: Eukaryota; Fungi; Ascomycota; Saccharomycetes; Saccharomycetales; Saccharomycetaceae
Product: putative methyltransferase
Exons: 1
Coding region: 1-1419 (472 amino acids)
Biological process (GO): DNA damage response
Cellular component (GO): cytoplasm; nucleus
Molecular function (GO): phosphatase activity
Source: RefSeq, a predicted model, not a curated record
AUGACUAUCCCUGGAAGAUUUAUGACUAAUGAUAAGGGCACCUUUGGUGAAUACACUGCUAGUGCCCGUUGGCCCAUUAUCACUCAGAAUGCUAUAGACGAUUUAAGUGAGCAACAAGAAGCAGAGAAGAGUAACGAAACUAAAUUUGAACAAGGUGAAGUUAUCAAGAAGGAGUUGAAGAAAUUCCGCCAGGAGAUAAUUGAUCGUGUACCUUUGAGACCAUUCACUGAAGAGGAGAUCAAAAUUGCCAACGUUCCGCUUUCGUUCAAUGAAUACCUAAAGGAACACCCUGAAGUAAAUUGGGGCGCAGUAGAGUGGCUAUUCUCCGAGGUUUACUUGUACAGAAGAGUAAACGUUCUUUUCCAACGUCAAUCCGAAUGGUCUAAAUUCGAUAUAUUCAACAAACUGAAGCAAUCAACUUUUGAGUCCUCAUUUCAUGGUGUCGUAGAAUUGGCCCUAAGGUAUGAAAACCUAUUACCACAGCUGAAAGAAAUGGAGCAAGAUUCUGGAAGUAAUGGCGACGAUAUAUUGAAGGUUCUUUUCAAAGAGUUUAUUGAGAUUUCUUUGUGGGGCAAUGCCACUGAUUUAUCUUUAUUGACCAAUGCCACUUUAGAAGAAAUUAAAUCUAUCCAAGGUGCCAAGGCAAGAGCUGAAUCCGAGUCCAAGAUUGUUAUUAAUGACACAGAGAAGGCGUGGGAGGUAUUGAUUAAGGCCAAAGCCGAGGCUAAUAGCAGACAAAUUCGUGUCGAUUUUGUUUUAGACAAUUCUGGUUUUGAAUUGUAUGCUGAUUUAAUGUUAGCAGCUUUUCUGUUACAGAGUGGCUUGGCCACCAAAUGUAUUUUUCAUGCCAAAGACAUCCCAUACAUGGUUAGUGAUGUCAUGUUGAAGGAUUUCGGCAUUUUAGUUCAAGACCUAAGAGAUCGUAAAUUCUUCCCCAGCGGCGAGGCUGCGACAAAGGAAUCCAAGGCUCUUGAUUUAUUCGCUGCUGAAAUGGACAAGUUUGUAUCUAGCGGUAAAAUAGAAUUUCGUGAAGAUUCUUUCUGGACCACAGAAUUGGAUUAUUGGAAUUUGGAUACAAAGGAAGUCAAAUACCACGGAUCCAUUUUACACAAAGAUUUACAAAAUUCCAAUUUGGUUAUUUUCAAAGGUGACUUAAACUAUAGAAAAUUAACUGGAGACAGGAAAUGGCCCCGUACCACUAGGUGGGAAACGGCUAUCGGACCUCUAGCCACUAACGGUAUUACAUCAUUGAGUCUGAGAACCUGUAAAGCGGAUGUACAAGUUGGUUUACCUGAAGGUCUUGAUGCGAAAUUGAGUCAAGAAUGGGAAAAGGAAAAUCCUGGCCGUGGUUCUUGGUGGUGUUGUAGCGGUAAGUGGGCAGUCAUUUGUUUCUGCUCAGGUGUAUUAAAGAAGAAAUGA